Molecule: messenger RNA, 3689 nt
Organism: Hordeum vulgare subsp. vulgare (domesticated barley)
Lineage: Eukaryota; Viridiplantae; Streptophyta; Magnoliopsida; Poales; Poaceae
Product: glycine-rich domain-containing protein 1-like
Exons: 8
Coding region: 253-3399 (1048 amino acids)
Source: RefSeq, a predicted model, not a curated record
CCGUGGAUUGGAUAGCGAUCGAUGCUAGUGGAGUAUUUCAGUUGGUCAAUAAUUUAUCUCUGUGCUGUGUUUUGCCUCGCCGUACACUAUUUGCGUGCUCCUGGCUCCCUCCCUCGGUGCAUAAAUAGGGAGCCAUGCAUGGUUACUUGGUGGCAGAGAGUCAGCCAUCGGAGUCCGUAGCGCAGUCUCCCUCACUCAGGUUCUUGCAGGUGGGUGGGGUGGGGACGAUCGGAGCAAGGAGGGAGAAGAAAGAUGGACGCGGAGCAGGAGUCGCGGUGGGCGGCGGCGCAGGGGAUCGGCAUCGGCGAGGACCUCGUCCCGGCCGCGCUGCGGCAGCUGGAGUUCCUCGCCGCGGUCGACCGCCGCCGGUGGCUCUACGACGGCCCGCUGCUCCACAGGGCCAUACGCAGGUACAAAGCUUGCUGGCUUCCCCUUCUUGCCAAGCACACCAAGGCCGCUAUUCUUGCAGAUGAUGAGCCUCUGGUUGUUCCGCUUGACUGCGAAUGGAUAUGGCACUGCCAUCGGCUUAACCCGAAUCGAUACAUAAAGGAUUGCAAGAGAUUAUAUGGCAGGAUAUUGGACUCUAACAAUGUCAAGUCCUCCGUUCAAGCAAAGUCCAAGGAUCCGUCCGAGAAAGUUUGGACCGAGUUAUAUCCUGGGGAGCCCUUUGAGUUGGAGUACACUACAGAAUCUGUUUACGUGGGCGAUGGAACCGCAGGAGGCAUUUCCUACGAUUUGAUCUCAGCUGUUAAGAGACAGUCUUCUUUCGUCUACCAGGUUGGAACACCAACCAUGCAUGAUCGCCGUUUCCUUGAAGACGCUUUGGCUCGGUACAAAGGGUUUUUGUAUCUGAUCAAGAUGAACCAGGAGAAAGGAACGAACCUCUUCCGUGUGCCAACCUACGAUGUGGAUCUGAUGUGGCACACCCACCAACUGAAUCCUCUUGCCUACCGCGAUGACAUGGUGGGUCUCCUUGGGAGAGUUCUGGAGCACGAUGACACGGACGACGAUCGGGCCGAAGGGAAGAAGCUCGACACCGGGUUUUCAGGCACCACCGAGCAGUUCGAGGAUUGCUUUGGUGUGAGGUACUGGAAGGCCGGCGCUAUGUACCGUGGAAGCUUGCCGUCUCCCGUGACAUCCGUUCCUCGGAUAGAAUUUGGUGGUGAGGAAGAUGGUGUUUUUGGUGUCGAUGAAGCGGAGAAGCGUCUUGCUGUUGUUGAAACAGCAGUUGUGGAGUUAUACUUACAGAUUGUGGACAUCAAGAACUUACCAUCUGCAAUUCCAGAGAAAAGUGUGUAUGUAUGGUUCACCAAGACUCAACCAGAUGCACUUAUCGGUGAUGGCGGCAGGUUGGAUAUUUCAUCGAAAAUAGGGAAGAGUAUUGGAGCUGGUUUCCAAUGCGAACCUACCGGCGAACUCAUUCUUACAGUAAUGGUUGAUCUGGCCUAUUCUGGGGCAUCGUCAUCGAAGAAAUCGGAACCGUUGGGGAAGGUUUCGAUCUCUCUUCAAGAGCUUACACAGCAUGAUUCCAAGCUCUCCUUUGAGAGGUGGUUUGAACUGAAAAGUUGCGGCGCUUAUGCUGGUUCCCCUCCUGUCAGUCUUCGUGUCGCCGCAUCUUGUACUGUCCCAAGGCAGGCUUCACAGGUUCUUAGCAUGGUGAAUGUGAAGCCUUGCUCUCUGAAGGCCUGUCUAUUGCCACAUUCCACCAAGGAUCAAGAUAUGAGCUCCUGGACUCGCUUCGUGUAUGAUUGUGGUACUGAACUCAUUCGUCUUCAGAUAAGGGAGCACAAGGCCAAGAGUGGCAUGGCUCUCACUCAAGAAUUGGUUGGAGUAACAAAGUCAUCAAAGCAUCCAUUUCAGCUUGCAGAAUUCACGGAAAACAAAUGGUCUCUCAACAACUCCAACCCAUCCGUCACUCAUGACCUGAAACCAAGCAAGGAUGGCUGCAUACACGAGCUCAAAUACGACAACAAAUUGAUCAAACUAUACAAGGGAAGGAGACUAGCAUAUGAACUCAAAUGCUGCAGUCAGCAUGCUGAAGAUACUGCAGCAGCAGUUACCGCUGUGAAGUUCUCGGCUGAACACCCCUAUGGCAAAGCAGUCGCCCUAGUUGACACUGAAUCAAAAUUUAUCACGGUGGAUGAGGAUUGGUUUCUGCUUCCCUGGAUCGCGAUGUCAUUCUUGUUCCUGAAUUCCAUCGGAAAACAUGGUGCGAAGCUCAUUGAAGGUCAGCCUGAUACUACAGUGGCAUCUGAAAUGGUGAAAGGUGGAGCAGCAGGCGCCACUGCUGGUCCGGCACAAUGUGGCGCUUGUGGCACGGCCGGUGGCGGCGACAUGGUCAUGGCAAGUGACAAGGCUGGUCAUGCUAGCUGUGCCGGCUCGGUCAUUGCAAGCGGCAAGGUGGCUGAUUCUAAGUGCGGUGGUUGUGGAUCAGGCUGUGGUGGUGGAUGUGGUGUCUCUGUGGUCACCAUGAGCUACAAGAAAGGUCAUGCGAGUUGUGGUGUCGUUGCAGGCGGAGAGAAUGGCCAUAUUGAGUCUGCUGGGUGUGGAUCGGGAUGCGGCGGUUCCUGCGGUGGCAGCAUGGUUAUUGAAAGCUCCAAGGAGGGGAACACCAAGUCUGGUGGCUGUGGUUCAGGUUGUGGUGGUGGAGGUUGUGGCGGCAUGGCCAUUGAAGGUUCCAAGGGUGGCAUUGCCAAGCCUAGCGGCUGCGGUUCAGGUUGUGGUGGCAGUUGUGGCGGUAUGGUGGUUGAAGGCUCCAAAACUGGCCAUGCCAAGUCAGGCGGUUGUGGCUUCACCAAGUCUAGUGGUUGUGGCUCAGGCUGCGGCUCUGGCUGCGGCGGUGGUUGCGGCAGCAUGGUCAUGGAAGGCUCCAAGACUGGCUUUGCCAAGUCAGGUGGUUGCGGUUCAGGCUGUGGCGGUGGCUGCGGCAGCAUGGUCAUUGAAGGCUCCAAGACUGGCUUCACCAAGUCAGGCGGUUGCGGUUCAGGCUGUGGCGGCGGUUGUGGCAGCAUGGUCAUGGAAGGUUCCAAGAUGAGCCAUGCCAAGUCUGGAGGCUGUGGUUCAGGCUGUGGCGCCGGCUGCGGUGGCGGCGGUUGUGACGGCAUGGUCAAGGAAGGUUCCAGGAUGAGCCAUGCCAAGUCUGGGGGCUGCGGUUCAGGCUGUGGCGCCGGCUGCGGUGGCGGCGGAUGUGGCGGCAUGGUCAUGGAAGGCUCCAAGAUGAGCCACGCCAAGUCUGGGGGCUGUGGUUCAGGCUGUGGUGCCGGCUGCGGUGGCGGCGGAUGUGGCCGCAUGAUCAUGGAAGGCUCCAAGAUGAGCCAUGCCAAGUCUGGGGGCUGCGGUUCAGGCUGUGGCGCCGGGUGCGGUGGCGGUGGAUGUGGUGGCAUGAUCAUGGGAGACUAACCAUGCCAACUCUGGUGGCCAUGGUUCAGGUUGUGGCUCUGGCUGUGGCAGCAUGCUCAACACAGCCUCAUAAGCAUAACUAUGCCUGAGGUGGCCGGUGUCCGCGUGGUGACCGUCGGCGAUGGCAUGCCACACGCUCUAGUCGGAGAUGAAGUCGAAUAAAAAGCACACUCUGUCCUGUGCAGUUCGCCAUGCCUCUACUCACAGCGCACAAUGUGUUGUGGUGAAUAUAUGCUGUUUUACUUGUGGUAAGCGUGAUAUGAAAUCAUAUAAUUUUUGAUUAUUGGGUA